AUGAACAUGUUCUGUAUCGUGAUUGAUUUCACUGCAACAUGGUGCCCACCUUGCCGUUUCAUCGCCCCCGUCUUUGUCGAAUUCGCCAAGAGGUUCCUUAACGUCGUCUUCUUCAAGGUCGACGUGGACGAAAUGAGCAGUGUUGCUAAGGAGUUUGAAGUCGAGGCAAUGCCAACCUUCGUCUUCAUGAAAGAAGGAGUGGUCAUCGAUAAGGUGGUUGGUGCUGCGAAAGAAGAAAUCCAGGCCAAGCUCGAAAAGCACUCAGCAGCUGUUGCAUCAGCUUGA
Arabis nemorensis is the source of this 285-nucleotide messenger RNA. The record is from the annotation of a GenBank genome assembly. NCBI's taxonomy places the organism in Eukaryota, Viridiplantae, Streptophyta, Magnoliopsida, Brassicales, Brassicaceae.